UACGCUGUUUGCGUAGCGGGAACGCUAAACUAAGAGGAAACAUAGGGGGAACGGACUUCGACAGCACCGGGAUGAACAUCACUGAUGGAAGUUAUUGUGGCGAAUGGUUUUAACUAUGGUAUGCCGAUGUGAUUGUUUAUUUUGCCCUUUACCCUUGGCGGUGGAUCCCUGAUUUUGGGAUUAUCGGUAAUUGCACGAUUCUGCCAGGAAUCGUCCGCGAUCGAAGAGGGAAUUCUGCACAGCCAAGCAAACUACAAGGGGAUUUAAAUCGCUUUGCUCCGGGAAAAGAAGAGAAGCAGGAAGAAAAUUAAUGUGGCGAUUCUCUCCUUAACAAUAAAUCAUUUUGGAUUGCAGAAUGAGCAAGGAAAGACCUAAGAGGAAUAUAAUUCAGAAGAAAUAUGAUGAUAAUGAUGGGAUGCCCUGGUCGGAGGAGCGGGUGGUGCGGAAGGUGCUCUAUCUCUCGCUGAAGGAGUUCAAGAGCGCUCAGAAGCGCCAGCUCUGUGAUGACCUCGGCAAUGCAGGAAAAGGGCCUAAUGCUUCCUUGUCAAACGGGCAGCUGAAUGGAUGUGUGUCUAAGGGAGGACGUAAAGAGAACGGGUCUUGCUCUCAGAGCACAGAUGGAAGCAGCGAGUAUUCAGAGGACUGCCCCACCAAAAAGAGGCCCAGACUGCAUGCACAGAGGAAGUUUGCUCAGUCUCAACCCAACUCUCCCAGCACCACGCCGGUGAAGCUGGCCGACCCCUCUCUGCCCACGCCGCUCACACAUAUCACGUUCCUCUCCAGACGCAAGCCCAAGACAGAAGACUUCCUCACAUUCAUAUGCCUUCGAGGCUCGCCGGCCUUACCCAGUAACAUGGCCUACUUCGGCUGCUCUCAGGAUGAGGAGGAUCUGGAGGAUGAAGAUGAAAUUGAGGAAGAGAAACCACCCAGUGUGGCAUCUACGUCAUGCCAGUCUACACCCAAGAAGGGCAAACUGUCCAGCAAGAUUAAUGGCUUCGUGCUGAAUGGCCUGAAGGUACACAAGGACAAAGAGCACUCUCCCAGAUCCAGAGGCAGAGAGUCGUCUGUGGGGAAAGAUUGUAACGAGGAGUGUGACGCGUCUGGUGAGAUCUCCCACAAGCACACUGCAGCCACGGCCAAGAGCCACAACACCAACGGCCACAACUACAGACGAGCCGCAGAGGAACUCCGCAAGCAGGUCACGAAAGUAAAUGGACUCACACGAGCAUCAUCAGUCGGCAGGCAUACGUCCAGUGCCAAAAAGUCGAAAGACUUCCGUCUGCCAUCCAAAACUGUGAAGUACACAGCCACAGAGACCAAGGGCCACAUCACCUACACCAAAGCAAAACGAGAACUGGUUAAGAAAGCCAAACUCAACCAUGGCAAGCAUGCUGCUUCUGCUGGCCUCCAUGCUUACAGCAACAACCACCACCAUCAUUCUCAUCAUCCAGCCAGCAGCGGCCGUGGCCGGCCACAGCUCUCUCACUCAGGAAAAUCCCAAAGUAUCAAUGCAAAAACCCGCAAACAGGUGCUAUUAUCGAACGGGGUGCAUAAGAUGACUAACGGGGGCCGGCCUAAUGGCAGGCUUAAUGGACGCCACAGUGCCAGGGAAGAGAAGGAAGAUGUCCGGCAAGUCCGGCAGGGACUGCGUAACUCUAAACGCAGAAGUGAUGCCAUUACGAUCAUCGGAGCUGGAACUGAGAGUGACGAGGUUAAAACUAAGCUGUCUGUUUCUGAGGUUAAGAAAGCUAAACUGCAGACUAGUCCACUGGAAACUCGCAGCAAGAAGGCCCUGGGUCAGUUCAAGCCCCCCAACACCAUCACUAUUGCACACAGUAUCACUGAAAUGGCCGCCUCCCCUGCUCAGAAAAUGGGUCCUGCCCCUCCUCCGUCGCCCCCUGCUGCUCCCGCCUCCCCAGCCAUGCCCCAGAACCCCGCUACCCCUGAGCCAGCACGUCUGCGGCCCAAACGUGCCUCUGCUGGCAAAAUGAUGUUCAUCAGACAAGCACAGCAGAGGGCCCAAACUAACCCCGCCCUCAACCGGACCACAUCCACUACCUCAGCCAGCAAAUCCUUUAAACCAGCAGAACCCACACACACGCCUCCACCACGGCUGGAGAGAGACAGGGAUCGGGAGAGGAGAAGGGCCGGGUGUGCAGCCUUGGGGGAGGUGCCCGUUUUCAAGCCCACCACCAGGGAGUUUCAGGACCCUUUGGUGUACCUCGACUCAGUUCGGGAACGGGCCGAGUCCUCUGGACUGUGCAGAGUGUUGCCUCCUCCUGACUGGAGGCCAGAAUGCAAACUCAACGACGAUAUGCGUUUUGUGACACAGGUUCAGCGCAUCCACAAGCUGGGUCGGCGCUGGGGCCCCAAUGUUCAGAAACUGGCCUGCAUUAAGAAGCACCUCAAAUCUCAGGGCAUCUCAAUGGACGAGCCACCGCUUAUAGGUGGCUGUGAAGUAGAUCUGGCUCGUUUUUCCGAGCUGGUCUGCGACAUGGGUGGAAUGCAGCAGGUGAUGGACCUGAAAAAAUGGAGCCGGUUGGCCGACCUGCUUCGCAUUCCCAAAUCAGCACAGGACCGUCUGGCCAAGCUCCAGGAGGCCUACCUCCAGUACCUGCUCUCUUAUGACCUGCUGUCUCCCGAGGAGCACCGGCGACUGGAGCAGGAGGUGCUGGCAGAAAAGGAAGCUCUGGAACGCAAGCGGGGACCCCUGGAGGGCCACUUGGAUAACGGCCAGCGGUCUCUGGUUCUUCCCCGUUACGAACCCAAGAAUGGGCUCACCGGCCUCAACCACCGCAAUGGCUUCCGCAAUCACAACAAAGAGCAAGACACCCAGCGGCAGGCCGGCCGCCGCAGACUGUUUGCUCGGGAAAAGAAAGGGGAAAAAGUGGACAGUGAUGAGGCACAUGAGGAGGCAGAAGAUGAAGGUGUUCUCAGUGACCAGCACAAAUGUAUAUACAAGGGGAGAUCAGUAUCUUUGACCACCUUUUACAGAAUAGCAAGAAAUACAAUGAUGAUGUGCUUCAAUAAAGAGCCUGGGGCUGCUGAAGUCGAGCAAGAUUAUUGGCGGAUAGUGGAGCAGAGGGACUGCCACGUAGCAGUGCAUUAUGGGAAAGUGGACACAAACACACAUGGAAGCGGCUUCCCUGUGGGCAAGUCCGAACCCUUUUCCAAGCAUGGAUGGAACCUCACUGUCCUUCCCAAUAACUCUGGAUCCAUUCUGCGCCAUCUUGGUGCUGUGCCUGGGGUGACUGUUCCCUGGCUGAACAUCGGCAUGGUCUUUUCUACCUCAUGCUGGUCACAAGACCAAAACCGCCUUCCAUACAUUGACUACUUACACACUGGUGCUGAUUGCAUUUGGUAUUCUAUUCCUGCUGAGGAAAAGGCAAAGCUUGAUAAAGUGGUGCACACACUGCUACAAGCCAACGGCACGCCGGGACUGGAAAUGCUGGAGAAGAACGUUAUGAUUUCUCCAGAGGUGCUUUGUCGUGAGGGGAUCAAGGUCCACCGUACGGUCCAGCAGAGCGGGCAGUUUGUGGUGAUCUUCCCCGGUGCGUUCGUGUCCAGGGUGUGCUGCGGCUACAGUGUGUCUGAAACCGUGCACUUCGCCACACCACAGUGGAUGAACCUGGGCUACGAGGCUGCUAAAGACCUGAAAUACAGGCACAUAGCAAAACCCUUCUCUAUGGAGAAGCUGCUCUACCAGAUCGCCACAGCCGAGGCCAAACGAGAAAACAGACUUGUGCUCAGUACAAUCUCUAAUCUUCUUAAAGAUCUCAGGAACAUAGAGAUGAAGCAAAGGCAGGAUCUGUAUGAAGCCGGGCUGCUCUCCUCCGCACGCUACUGCACGCACGACAACAACCAGUCACCCGCGGACACCAGGAAGAAACCCCGCAAGUGGCUGACGCUGGAGUCGUCCGAGAGACGCUGCCAAACGUGCCAGCACCUCUGCUACUUAUCUAUGGUGGUGCAGGAGAAUGAAAAUGUGGUCUUCUGUCUGGAGUGUGCGCUGCACUACGUGGAGAAACACAAAAGCUGCCGCGGCCUCAAGAUGAUGUACCGCUAUGAUGAGGAGCAGAUCAACAGUUUGGUGAAUCAGGUGUGUGGUAAAGCCCUGGUGAGAGGCGCAGCAGACGGCUGUAAUGGCUCCAGUCCCACCAAACCUCCCGCCAAGCGCGGCCCCCGCAAGAGAUCUGCUGUGGAGCUGUCCCUGACCCACCUGCCGACCCACCUGUCCAAAAGUGCCGCCGCCGCCGUCUCAUGAGGAGAGACGCCUACGUCACCCAAUCGAUUUCUUCUCCCUCUUUUUAUAUCGUUUGUGUCUUAUCACCCACAUAGCAGGGCAGAGUUUCCUGUGUUGAAAGCAGGCUGCCUUUUUUGCACUAGCGCUCUAGUUUGUAUUCACCAGAUGUUUGAUAGCAUUAAGAGACAUGGUCCCAGGUGUGCAUUUCACUGACAGGUGGGAGUAUGAUGUCAUCCUUUCUGCCUGGACCCUCUUCCUCCUCGUCUUCGGCCCCAUUGACUGCACACACACACACACACACACGCUCCUCCUGAACUGUGAACCUUGGGACAAAUGGGUGCUUCUCUCCUCAUUUUUCCAAACCCCUUUCCUUUGAAUGUUGGUGCUUGAUGGAGCUGCAUGAGAAUGUUUUUUCAUUAUUUUUUCAUUGUUUCGUUUAGAUUUUAUUUUUAUUAUUUUUUUUUUUUGGGUGUAUACUUUGUUUUAGUUUUUUUGUUUUGGUGUUUGAUUUGGUGUUUGUUUUUUGAUUCAUCUUGGUGUUUGCGUUGCUUUUUGUUUUGUUUUUGCUUUUAGUUAUAGUUUUUUGUUAUAUUUUGUUGUGGUUUUUGUUUCUUUUUUUUCCCUUUUAGUUUUGUUUUGAUGUUUGUUUUUUUGUUUUUUUUUUAUCCUUUUAGUUUUGUUUUGUUUUGAUGUUUUUUUUUUAUCCUUUUAUUUUUCUUUGGAUGUUUGUUUUUGUUUUUUUAUCCUUUUAGUUUUGUUUUGAUCUUUUUUUUUUUUUUAUCCUUUUAGUUUUGCUUGGAUGUUUAAUUUUUUUUUUUUUUCGUUUGGUGACAUCACAUUUGUUUUGAAUUGAAUUCAUUUAGUCGACAUGCAGCCAGCUCCUCUGCGGAAGACGCAGCUCUAAAGACAGUAAACACUUGAAAUUUAGCUUGUUUUAAUAUCUGUUUUAGUUUUUUUUUAAAGAGGAAAUACUGUGUGUUUUUAUUUUGACUGGUUUUUAUCUCACACUUUCCUCUGUGGAUUCGGGGAACGCUGGUUUCCUUGGCAGCAGGUUGGGCUGUACUUGAGGAAGUGGGUGUUAGGGAUUGAAUGAGCGGGUCCUGUCCCGGCAGUGAGAGGGGUUCCUCCCACGCUGAUGCUUACGAGCGAUACCUGUGCCUGAUGUUUAGCGGGGAGAUCUUUAUUUUGGUGCUGUUGUUUUUGUUUUCAUUUUUGUUUUUUUGUUUUUGUUUUUUUUACUGUAUAUCAAUACAAAAAAGGUAAUAAGAAAGAAGUGCUGUUCGCUAGCUUCUUAUCCCACAGGACGGAAGAGCCCGGAGACUUCUUCCGCUUCUAGAUGUGCAAUCGUGUCAACAUUCCAUUCUUCCAGACUUAGCUUCAUCUGUAACAGUUAACAUUAAUUAAUCUAUAAUAUUAUUGUAAUUAUUAUAUUUUGUGUUUUUGACUUUUCAUUUUCUCUUUUGUUCUGACGUGCUUUCUCAAUUUAGAGCCACUAUUCAAAGGGUGUAAAAUGUGAAAUACAGUUUCUUUAUAAAUUUUUUUCUUUAUUGUUUCUUUUUGUUCUGUCUUUUCCUUUUUGCAGAAGUAUCAUUGAUUUAAACAAACGUAAGAAAAUCACCUUUUUGUACAUAAUCCUGUAAAUGUCUUUAAUACUUGAGCCUUUGUUGGAGUGACAGAAGUAAAGGACAGAUAGAUUGAUGGAUGAUGCCAGAUGAAGAAAAGCCUUACAUUUCAGUUUCUUCAGCUGUGGGAGUUUGAUGCGUAAAGGGUUGCUCUGGUAAUGUGUAUAACAUUUUAAGUGCUGCUUACAUCACUGAGGACUAAGAUAUGGAGUCGCGGUUUCCCCCUAGUUUUGUUUUUUAGGUUUACUUUUUUAAAGAAAAGGGAAAAUACUUUCAAAAAAAAGAAAAAAAAAAGGUUUUUACAUUUUCAUUACUGAAAAUUCAACAUUGUAGUAGCUACUCAUGUUGCACUGAGCUUGCCAGUGGAGACUGUCAAGGGAAAAAAAAAAACUAUAAUCCAGUUUUUUGGUUGUCCUUAACAGAAGACUGAACUGUUUUAGGAGUAUUUAAUGAAAACCAAGUCGGGUGUUUUCAACAAAAAACAGCUUUUGUCAAGUUUUUAUGGCCUUACGAUGUAUUUUAUUCAGAAAUGUUGUUGUUUUUGUUCCUUUUUCUACAAGAUGAGAGAUUUGCUCAAGGUCAGGCGAGUUAAUUUAUUAGCACUGCAUCUCAGCUCUUCCUCUCACGAGGAAAGGUUUCAUGUUGGUUAUAUUGUUUUAUUUUGUUUUUGUUUUUUACUUUUUCAAUUUGUACUUAAGGUUUAAUAAAAACUCAUGGACAGUU
This is a messenger RNA of Carassius gibelio (silver crucian carp), 6588 nucleotides long. RefSeq names its product jumonji, AT rich interactive domain 2b (gene jarid2b). The record is from RefSeq and is a predicted model, not a curated record. The coding region runs from base 356 to 4264 and encodes 1302 amino acids. Gene Ontology annotation, cellular component: nucleus. Gene Ontology annotation, biological process: chromatin remodeling. The transcript has 18 exons. NCBI's taxonomy places the organism in Eukaryota, Metazoa, Chordata, Actinopteri, Cypriniformes, Cyprinidae. Gene Ontology annotation, molecular function: DNA binding; histone demethylase activity.